AAGCGUUAUCGCCAGGGAACCCUUUCGGUUUCUCGGAUUCUCCGCUUAGCUGUGGCGCCUGGGUGCGCGCGCACGACAAAAGAGCUUGAAGAAAACGCGCGCGCGCGCGCUCUGUUCGCUCCCCCCCUUUCCCCCUCCUCCUUCCCUCCCCCUCCAGAGUCCAAGAUGGCGGAGGCUGGUGAGGAGGCACAGGCUUCCCCGGUAGUUCCCUGUUCGGUGGGCUCCUGGCCGGAUUUCGCCGUGGUCUGCUCGUUCCUGGAGCGCUAUGGGAGUUCCCUGGACCUGCCCGAGCUCACCUUCCCGGAGCUGGAGGAGGCGCUGGAAGAGACCGGGGCAGUCGCAAAGCCAUUGGUGGAACUACAUUUGAAACUGUUGAGGAAAAUUGGCAAAUCAGUCACAAUAGAUAGAUGGGAAAAGUACUUAAUCAAGGUGUGCCAAGAAUACAACAGCACUUGGGCCUGGGAGAUGGAGAAGAAAGGUUAUCAAGAGAUGAGCGUCGAGUCCAAAGUAGGGCUACUGAAGCAUCUCUGUGAGUGUCAGUUUGAUGACAAUUUGAAGUUCAAGAAUGCCAUUAAUGAAGAAGAUGGUGAUGCUAUGCGCCUCCAGCCUAUUGGUAGGGAUAAGGACGGUCUGAUGUAUUGGUUUCAACUGGAUCAGGAUCACAACAUCCGCAUGUACAUAGAGGAGCAAGAUGACCAAGAUGGUUCCACAUGGAAAUGCAUUGUCAGGACUAGGAAUGAGUUUGCAGAAACCCUGGAACUGCUGAAAGCACAAAUAGACCCUGCCUUGCUAAAGAAAUCCGAACCAGAAGAAGGCUCAUCUCGUGCAAGUCCUAACCCAGAGCAGGAUGAAAUUAAGAAAGAAAACAGGGAGGGAGCACCAGAGGAUGAUCAUAUUAAGGAAGAAAAGCCGGAUGAAACGAGUCCGCAGUCUCCACCCAACUGUAAGGAGGCAGAUCAAAGUAAUGGCCUUAAAACAGAAGACGAUCGACCUUUACAAUCAUCGUUGCAAAUAAAGACCGAGCCUGUUUCAGAUAUGGAGACAGACAAACAAAUUGCCAAAGAAGAAAAUGACUCCUUCAAGGAGAAUGUAAAGCCUGUAAAAGAGGAUAGAACAGCACCAAAGGAACCCAAAGAGAGCACAGAUAGGGUAACGCCAUCUCAUGAACCCGAAAGGGCUGAAAUAUCAGUGAUCGUAAAACAUGCAGAUGAUCACGUAGAGAAGACGGUGGAGGAAACUGAGAGGAUGAAGAAUGACCAGCAAGCGAAGAUUCCUUUGAAAAAACGGGAACUGAAACUGACAGACGAUUUUGAUAGCCCUGUUAAAACCUCCCUUUGCAGAUCUGUCACUCCUUCAAAAGAUCCAUUGCUUAAAGAUGAUGGGAAACAAGAAGAGGACCAUGUUAAGACCAGUUUAAGUACUGGACCUGAUGGGAAGCAUCUGGUUAAUGGUGAAAUGAACUGUGAAAAAACAAUGCACAAAACAAAGGUGAGCCAAGUAGAGAAUAAAACCAACGUUGUAAAAGACAUUGUUAGUGGCACCAAGGAAGCAAAUGGUAUCUUAAACGAGAGAAAAAACUCUGGAGUUAUCAGAAUUAUUCAUGGCUCCAAAGAGUCUAGCAAGGCCCCUACCAUUGGCAGCUUAGAAAAAGACAUUGAUAUUAACUCUGUAACACCAUCAGAUGAAAAACCGGAGCAAAAAGCACUGUCAAAGGAACCUCCAGAUGGCACUGAGCAGAGUGAAACCAAGGAUAGAGGAGUAACCACGAAAGAACCAGCAGUUGAAUCCAGUGAAGUUAAGUCAACUGUAGCCAAGGAGACAUCACAAAGAGAGAAAAAGGAUGCAGUGACCGAUAAAGGCCCACUUUUAGAAAUACCAGAAGAAGGAAGUGAAACAAAAAGCAUUCCCCAGAAUGUGAUAGAGGAUCAAUGCAAAUCAGAAAAACCAAAGGUAGAGCCUGAACAAAAAACGGAGUCUGUUAAACCCGUUAAAGAGGAAACUACAGACAAUCCUGGGGUUGAGACAGAAUCCUUUAUCAUAACAGACAUGGAAACAACAAACAAGCCCAGAAAACCAGAGACCUCUAGAAAAGCUGCUACAGAUGCAAAUAAUUCAACACUAGAAGAACCUUCUGAAAGCAAACCCAAGGGGCAAGAUGAGGAGAAUGUCCCCGAAUCUCAAAAAACAGAAUCUUUAAAAUGUAAAUCUGAAGAUAAAGCCGUUCCAAAAGAAAGCAGUGACUGCAAUGUGGUUGAAUCUACCCAGAAAAAGAGAGAACAACCAGAUAAAACUCCAGUUGAGGAAGUGGAGAAGGUCUCCAAUACGGAGAAACAGCCUUCAAAGAGUAGAUCUAGAUAUAAGCAUGAGCCAGAGGAUGAGAACAGUGAGACAGAAGGUCAGGAAACCACAUCAGAAAGGCAUAAACACGGAAUAAAGUUGACAAUCCGAACUAUCCGGGUGGCCGGCAAGAACAGGAGACUUGAGCUACCAGAGCUGCAGGAAGCUGAAGCAGAAGAAAGUAUCGGUCGGACAUUGAGGCGUUCCCCUCGAAUUUCGCGCCCUUCAGUGACGCCUGCUGCUGAGGUUAAAGAUCGAAAGCCAGAAAAGAAAUUAAGCGACGAGGAAGACAAGCCUGCUUUUCAGAGGUUAGAGAAAGAUGACGAGAGAAAGACGGAUAAAGAUUCCAGCCAAAAAAUAAAGAAGAACAAACCAAGGCAAAGGAGGCGAGCUCGCUGGACCAACUCUCGGUCGCGGCGGAGACGCAAAUCUUCCAGUGAUGAUGAAAGCGAGGAAUCUGACAGUGAGGAGGACUCCGAAGAGGAUUCAGAAGAGGACAAGGAAGAUGGUGCCCCCGGUGAAGAUGAUGAGCCUUGCAAGAAGUGUGGCCUCCCCAACCAUCCCGAAUUGAUUUUGUUGUGUGACUCCUGUGACAGUGGAUAUCAUACAGCUUGCCUUCGGCCACCCCUGAUGUUGAUUCCAGACGGAGAAUGGUUCUGUCCUCCAUGCCAACAUAAGCUACUGUGUGAAAAACUGGAAGAGCAGUUACUGAAUUUAGACGUUGUUCUGAAGAAGAAGGAGCGAGCAGAGAGGAGGAAAGAACGGUUAGUUUACGUUGGAAUCAGCCUCGAGAACAUCAUCCCGACUCAAGAACCAGAGGAGGUGCCGGAGGUACAGGAAAAAGAAGAGAAGAAGAAAAAGAAAACAAAGUCAUUGGAAAGACGGUCCACGAGAGCGAGAAAGUUUAUAAGCUACAGGUUCGAUGAAUUUGAUGAAGCGAUCGAUGAAGCAAUAGAAGAUGAUAUCAGAGAUGCAGAUGGAGGGGUUGCUAUUGGUCGAGGGAAGGACAUAUCCAACAUCACUGGGCACCGAGGAAAGGACAUUUCCACUAUUUUGGAAGGGGAAAAGACAGAAGGAAAACGGCCACAGAGGGCAGUCACACAACGUAAAAAACGCAGACGGCUGAAUGACUUGGACAGCGAUAGCAACAUGGAAGAGGAGGAGAGUGAAGACGAGUUCCAGAUCAGCGAGGGGUCUCAGGAUGAGUUUGUGGUGUCGGAUGAAAAUGCAGAAGAGAGUGAAGACCCACAAUCAAACGACAGUGAUAUUGGCGCACGUAAGCCAAGGAGGCACUACAGACAACCAGUGAGGAAAAGUAGGCGCAUAAAGAAGCGAUCUACGAGGCGCAGAUAUUCAGAUGAUGAUGACGACGACGAUGAUGAGGACUCUGAUGAUGAGGAGGCGCAGGAGUCUGAAACUGAAGGGUCCAGCGAUUAUAGCGACGAUUAUCUGGAUACUCGCAGGAGGCGAUCACGGAGGAACCAAAAACAACAGGUCAAUUACAGAGAAGAGUCCGAAAGCGAAGGCUCACAGAAAGCAGCUCGUUAUGGCAGAGGCAAAGAGAUGAGGAGGAUACUCAAGCGUAGGCUUUCCAGCUCUGACAGCAAUGCAAGCGACUACUCCAAAGACUCUGAUGAUGGCCUUCUACAGAGGAGUAGGAAGCCAGCAGUGCGGAAACGAAUUAGAAGUUCCAAUGAUGACCAGUCUGAAGAGGAGGAGAAACCAGUGAAAAAACGACUCAAUCGUAUUGAGACGGACGAGGAUGAGGAUGAGGAGGAGGAAAAAACAAAAAACACAGAGGAAAAGCCUCCUACAGUAGAAAAACCCCCUGCCACAAGCACUCUCCAAGAAAGCACUAAAAAGCCUUACCGGAUAGAAAGUGAUGAUGACGAUGACUUUGAUAACGUAGGGAAAGAUGGAAGCCCGUUGGACUAUAGUUUGGUGGAUUUACCUUCCACCAAUGGACAAAGCCCAGGGAAAACCAUUGAAAGUUUGAUUGGGAGACCAAGUGAAAAAAAUCCAACUACUAAGGACCCCCCAGUCAAUAUCAGCCAGGCUUCCAAUGGGACAGGUUGUAACCAGGAAGCCCCCGUCCCAGAGGAAGAUGAAGAUGAACUCUUGCGAGUAACCGACCUUGUGGAUUACGUCUGUAACAGUGAACAGUUAUAAAACUCAUUUUUUUUUUUUGCAUUUGUGCUAAUUUAUUCCACAGUAGCUCAUACCAGCGGGCCAGAUCUAAACCGAAAACAAAGGCAAUUUUAUUCCUCCUAGAAAGACCUUCACUACAAAUUUUACCUUUUAUACAAGUGAACACUCGACCAGUCCCACGGUCUUUCUGUGAAGUGAACUCGCAAAGAUUAAUUUCUGUAAAUUUCCUCUUUUUUUCCAUUUUUUUUUUUUUUUUUUUUAUCACGAUCCUUUCAUUGCAUUUGUGGUCAAGGGGUUGUUUUACUGAUGGAAACCAACCUGGAAAAAAAAAAAAACUUUAAUGAAGAAAAAAAAAAACAUUUUUGUGGUUCUUCAUAAAAUGUGUUAAUAGGGAGUCGGACAAAAAAAAAGCAUUCCAUGUGUCCCGAAAAUACACAAUUAUUUUUCACUUUGGGGGGGCAGGGAGCAGAAUCCAACAUGGAGGACGGGAGGUAGCGCGGGAUGGGAGGUAGGGAUAAGCACUUGUUGCUUUUAGCUUUUUUCAUAUGAGAUAUAUAUUCUAUUUAAAUACUCAGUACUUAGGUUACGAUAAACAGGCAGUCAUAAUAAAAAUUACCAACUACUUAACUGUUGCUUUGUGAGUCCUAGAUAUACAAUUGGUCGCCCUGUUUUGUUUUUUUUGUUUUUUUUUUGUAAACCUAGUCUAGAAAAUAUGUAUAUUUAACCACUUCUGUGUCAGAAGGUCUUAUAAAAAAAACAGUGUUU
Molecule: messenger RNA, 5250 nt
Organism: Xenopus laevis (African clawed frog)
Lineage: Eukaryota; Metazoa; Chordata; Amphibia; Anura; Pipidae
Gene: rsf1.S
Product: remodeling and spacing factor 1 S homeolog
Exons: 16
Coding region: 166-4506 (1446 amino acids)
Biological process (GO): negative regulation of DNA-templated transcription; regulation of DNA-templated transcription
Cellular component (GO): nucleus; chromatin; RSF complex
Molecular function (GO): histone binding
Source: RefSeq, a predicted model, not a curated record